AUGGCUUCAACUACUGAUGAUGAUGAUGAAACUAUUACAGUAGAAUUUGGAUGUGAUUACGCUAAAAGUAGUAAUGCAAAAUGUCAUGGUAAAUAUUGUGAUAAAGAAAUAACGAAAGGAUCACUUCGUCUAUCUCGUUUAAUACCAAAUCCAUUUAUUCCUCAAUCAUCAACACGUGAAGAACAAUUAAUGCCUGUUUAUUAUCAUGUUGAAUGUUUUAUAAAUUAUUCACGUUCGGGAAAUGAAAAUAAAAAACGUGUACAAAAUGUUGAAAAAGAUUUUCAAGGUUUUAAUGAAUUAAAAAAGAAAGAUAAAGAUAAAUUAAAAAAACUUUUUAAUUAUGAAGAAAAAAUUCAAGAAAAAUUAUCUGAAACAUCAUCAACAGCUAAUACAAAUUAUUUAGAACAUGAUCAAGAUAAAAAAUAUUGGCAAAUUUCUAUUGAUAAUAAAACAACAAAAACAAAAUAUGGUUUAUUAGGUGAACCAGAUUCUAAUGCAAUUAUUUUAUAUAAAGAUUUUUCAACUCAAUCAGAAGCAGAUAAAUAUUUUGAGAAAAAAACAGAAGAAAAACUUAAACAUGGAUAUACUAUGAAAAAACAAACAGCUACUCGAAAGAAUGAUCAAACAUCAUUAUCAACAACACGAAAAAGAAAACAAUCGUCAACACCUCCAAAAUCAACACCAACAAAACGACAAAAAACAACAUCAACAAAACAACAAAAAACAACAUCAACAAAAAAAUCGACUAGUACAAGAAAACAACCGAUAAGAUCAACUAGAAAAAAAACAAAAUAA
Molecule: messenger RNA, 795 nt
Organism: Rotaria sordida
Lineage: Eukaryota; Metazoa; Rotifera; Eurotatoria; Philodinida; Philodinidae
Source: the annotation of a GenBank genome assembly